Messenger RNA from Meleagris gallopavo (turkey), 418 nucleotides. RefSeq names its product RNA polymerase II, I and III subunit K (gene POLR2K). NCBI's taxonomy places the organism in Eukaryota, Metazoa, Chordata, Aves, Galliformes, Phasianidae. Gene Ontology annotation, biological process: DNA-templated transcription. The record is from RefSeq and is a predicted model, not a curated record. Gene Ontology annotation, cellular component: RNA polymerase I complex; RNA polymerase III complex; RNA polymerase II, core complex. Gene Ontology annotation, molecular function: DNA binding; zinc ion binding.
GGCGCUGCGCAGUGACGUCAUCAUUCCGCGCCGAGAGGACGACGAGGCGUGUGCGGACCGGUGCCGCUUUCGGCUUCUCCCUGCCGGGCUGGCGGUGGUGCCCUGAGGGAACAUGGAUUCACAGAAGGACGUUCAGCCUCCAAAGCAGCAGCCAAUGAUUUACAUUUGUGGAGAAUGUCAUACGGAAAAUGAAAUAAAGGCAAGAGAUCCAAUCAGAUGCCGAGAAUGUGGGUACAGAAUAAUGUACAAGAAAAGAACAAAAAGAUUGGUGGUUUUUGAUGCCCGGUGAUUUGACUUGAAGAUAUAUUAAUUUUAUACUUCAGUAUUUCUGGCAACUUUGCUCUGUAAAUCCAUUGGUGUAUAAAUGCAUAAUUUUCUGGUUUAAGAUAUUGAACUAUUAAACUUUACUGUGAUAUUA